Messenger RNA from Dendronephthya gigantea, 1822 nucleotides. RefSeq names its product centrosomal protein POC5-like. The transcript is spliced from 10 exons. The record is from RefSeq and is a predicted model, not a curated record. Gene Ontology annotation, cellular component: centrosome. The coding region runs from base 75 to 1628 and encodes 517 amino acids. NCBI's taxonomy places the organism in Eukaryota, Metazoa, Cnidaria, Anthozoa, Malacalcyonacea, Nephtheidae.
AUCAUCAAAGAAGCUGUAAAGUUUAUCGUUUUAAAAAGUGUUUUAUAAAGAUCUGACAAUUGUUAAUGUGAUAAAUGUCGACCAGCAGUGAGGUUUCGUCUGUGCCCGAGCUACCGGUGGAAUCUGUUGGCAGUUCGGUGUCAACUUCGUUGCAAAAGGAGUACGAGGAAUUGCUACGCUAUGCUGUAGUCACUCCAAAAGUAAUAGUACCACAAAUGAAAACACAUAUAAGUAAAGUACCUGAAUCUACAGCAACUGAAACAAGUAGAGGCUCUUAUGAACAGGAUACUGAGGAUGUACAGCAAGAGGUUACUGGUUUGCCAACCACUCCGAUGAGGGCUGAUGCUGGCCUAUAUAAAAAUCAUGGAUCAACUGAGAAUUCAUCAGAAGUGAAAGAAACUGACAAUUCCUUCACCUCAAGUCAGUCAACAACACCAGAUAACAGUAUGAAUGAUAGUCCAAGAAUGAUUUCACCAACUGUUGAUACUGAUCUUGUGAGAAUGGAAUCACAAUUGGAUUCAUGGUGUUUGGAUUUAAAAAGAAAUAUUCUUGCUGAGUUUGCUCAAUCAAAGAUGGCACUUUUGGAAAAUCAUAAACAUGCACUAAGGGCAGAGAAACAAAGGCAUGCAGCAGAAAUGAACAAGAAGCAAAAUGACAUUGAAAGUCUAAAAGAGCUGUUGUACACUUAUGAGAAAACAAUGGAACAUAAGGAUAACAUUAUUUCCAACAUGACUAAGGCCAUACAAAAACAAAAAGAAAGGUUUGAUUUGCUACGAAGAUUUAACACUUGGAAAAUAAAACAUGUGGAUGAGAAGAAAGAGGGUUUCGGCACCAAUCUUGCAAAGAAACAUCGUAAUCAUGUGAUGAAGUGUAAAAUCUGGAGUGCUUGGCGUUCUCUGGUGGAGACCAGGUGGAGACAGAAAGUUGAGAAGGCUUGUCAGUCAAAAGCGCAGGAUGUCUGUGUCAAAUUGACAGACGAAUACGAGGCAAAGCUCCUUGACGCAAACAAGACGCUGGAUGCUGCCAGGGUCGAGGUAAGCCGGUUGCACGCAGAACGAGAGAUCUACGAAGAGACGAUGAAGAAAGCAUUCAUGCGAGGAGUGUGCGCCCUCAACCUGGAGGCAAUGCACAUGUUCCGUGAACCUGGUGACGAUGAUGUACCCGCUGGGUCACGUGAUACCCAAGGCAGGGGGGAUGCCGGAGGAUCUAGUGAUUCAGGAAAUGAAAUGAAUCCUCGAUCCCAGCUUCCCAGACCAUCCACAUCAACCAUUCCCAACACGUGUAUACCACAUGUUCCACACACGACGGCGCCGGUUAGAACCACAGCUGGUGGUGGUAUAAAUCCCACCACAACACUGGUCCAACCAACUCGGACCAUCAACGUGAAAGCAAUUGGCCGUGCUGAUUUUAGAUCUGCUGGGAAAACUACGACGGCAGGUUCCGGUCCUCCUGGCGCGAGUACGGUCAGUUCUGUGUUGGUUCAGAGACACUCUGGUCCUGAUGCGGUUCAAUCCAAACCGAUACGUCACGCUCAACCGUCGCAGAACGCAAGCAAGACGGGAAGAACGAAGCCAAGGCAGACGGCAAUGAACGUGAAUCAUCCCCCACCUGUGAAAGUCGUGCAAUAACUGCAGAGUUGAACAAUAUAAUAUACGUACAAUGUGCAACGAGUAAUACCUCACUGCAUGCCUUAAAACUAUCUUUUCCGCUUGGACCGCAAAUUGUUGUUCAACAAACGACGUCACUUUAUUCUAGGAAGAAAGAUUCUUAUGCAAACAGAUUUAAAGUCACACAUCUUGUAUAUACUGUAUAUAUAUUCUAC